Molecule: messenger RNA, 1329 nt
Organism: Cladocopium goreaui
Lineage: Eukaryota; Dinophyceae; Suessiales; Symbiodiniaceae
Source: the annotation of a GenBank genome assembly
AUGGCUUUGCAGAAGACGCUGGCAGUGAGGCCAACCCCAGAGGAAGAGGUGAAAGUCUUAGAAGUGGAGAAGGAGAUUUUGAAGCUUUGCCAGGUCCUGGGGGCACAGGGAUCCCUCCGACGCAUGGGGGCCUUCUACUUGGGAGUUCCAGAGCGGAAUGCCGAGUUGGAUUUGGUCUUCGUCUUGCCGGAAGGUAGCGCGACUCAACCCGCAGAGUUGCUGGAAAAGUUGCAAAAUGCUUUGCCCAAGGCCAUCCGAAGCUUUCCCCAGGGCUCCUUAAACGCCCCGGGUUUGCGGUGGCGCGCAAGCCAUGCACGCCACGUGCAGCUGUUUCUAGCGAAGGAGGAGAAACCUAACCCAUCAACGCCAGCACCCAGCGCCAUACCGCCCUCCCUUGCAGCCCUCUAUGCACAUGAGGUGAGCUCACAGAUUCUGGCCAGUGUACCUUCACAGGAAGUCUUUCAGGACUUGUUGCGGGUUGUGAAGCACUGGGCCAAGCGCCGUGGCCUUUAUGGAAACCUUUUUGGAUUUUUUGAUGGGACCACCUGGGCCCUAUGCUGCGCAAGAGUUUGUCAGCUCCAUCCGAAAGCAGUCUUACAUGACCUGCUCCAGUUUUUCUUCGCACUCCUGGGCCGUUCGGAUUGGUCCAGCCCCAUCGCCCUUGAUACGGGCGAUAGCCUGGCGCCCACGGUGCCCAUGGUGCCUGGCACCCUAAUGCAGCUGCCCGGGAACGUCUAUGGCCCAGCGCGCGCGGCCCACUACGAAGUGAGCGAAUCCGUGAUGCGGGUGGUGCAACGCGAGCUCCGCCGCGCCGAGCAGAAGAGGGUCCCAGAGUUGUGGGCCGAGCACCAAUUCUUCAGCCGCCAUCGUCACUACAUUCGCUUUGAUUUUAUGGCAAGUAGUGAUGAGAUUUUGGAGAAGUGGUGGGCUUGGGGGCAGCAACAACUUCCCGAGUUGCUUCACAUUUUUGAAUCGCAGUUGGACAGCAAGGUGUCGUUAAGGCCCUGGCCAAGUUCGUUGAUCUUUAAAGAUGAAAGCUGGAGUCAUACCAAGGCCGUGUUUAUAGGGCUGCACAUCCAGCAAGCGGAGCAGAAGUGCACGCUUGACCUCAGGGAGAUCAUGGUCAAGUUCCUGGAAAGGAUCUCUGCAUGGCCCGAAGCAGAGGCUCACCAGAAGCAGUUUGAGCUGAUGAUUCGCGCUGUGUCGUCGCAGGAAAUGCAGUCGUGGCUGCGAGACCAAGGUUCGCCUGGCGUCAAGGCGCUUGAACAUGAGGUGAUGUCACCAAGUCGAAAGGACGGCUACGGUCCUGCCAUGGCUGCGACCGCAUAA